ACAUUCUGUUUGACUGGAAACCUAUGAAUAGGGGACCAGAUCGGACAGAUAUCCAGUUCAGACAGAGAUUCAGUUACCACAGAGUUUCAGUUCAGACACACUUUCACUCAAUCCAAAGUUUGGUUCUGAGAGAAUUUACUUUUACAAUGGCAAGCGCUAAUAGUAAAAAACAAAGACAGGGGAGUAGACAGGCUGAAAUCCAGCAAGCAACAACGCUGGAAAAUAAGCAGUCUAACUCCAGGGAGGUUGAACCCCCAAUUAAUUUCUACCUCAGCUCACUGGAAGAAGAAAUCCAGUGUCAGCUGAAGGACGAAGAAGCGAGGCUCACCCAAACUAACACUCAGGGUCGAGUCCUCCUGGAUAUCCACGAAGACUCACUAGCCACUUUCUUGGAUGAGCUUCAAGAACACAAGGAUCUUAAACAUCAGACCUCCAACACCAAAGAUCUUCAAACCGAGUUAGAGCAGAUGAAAGCAGAGAACGAGGCCCUUCAAAAUGACUUGGAGGCAAAGAACAACGAGCUCCGUGCUUACAAGAGGCUGACUGCAGUGGCAAAAACCAACGUGGAGUUGGAGCUGGAGAGCUAUUUGGAAAUAGAGAGGGCUCAAACUCAGAAGCUACGCCAUGAGUUGACCAAGAUGGAAGAAACUCUCCUAAAACAGAAAGAAGAACAGAAAGUGGAGACUACAAGGUUUGCAGCAGCCCUGAAAAACACACAAGAUCGGCUGGAGACAGAACGUCAACGCUUUCAGGAAAAAGAAUCCAUCCUGCAAGAGACAGAGAACUUCACAGCCUGCUGUCUGGCUCAACGCAACGAGCAGACAGACAAGAACAGGAAGCUCAUGGCUGAAGCAGAGGCCAUGAAGUUGGAGCUUAGGUCUGCAAAGCACCUGCAGGCUGUGGCAAAAACCAACUUGGAGUUGGAAUUGGAGAGCAACCUGUGGUAUGAGAUGGCUCAGCUGCAAGCGGAAAAAGAAAAGAAUAAUCAUCUAAUGGCUUCACUCAAAGAGGCUGAGCAAGACAAGUCUUCUCUCGUUGCUCAGCUGGAAAAAUCCAAGGCCUCUCAUCUUUCCCAGCUAGAGAUACAAGCUGAAGAACACAAGAAGACGAGAGCAUCACAAAACAAAAUCAUUGUAGCUGCUCUUAACAAAGUCAAAGAGCAGCUGAAGAUUAGACAUCUCCAGUGGCAGGAGGACAGGUCUUCCCUCCUGGCACAGAUGAAAUUAUCCCAGGCCGACCAUCUCGCCCAGAUGGAGACGCAGGCCGACGAAAACAAGAACUCCAUGGCUGCACUGAAGAAAAAGCUAGAAGAUCAGCUUGAGAGUAGCCGUCUCCAAUGGCAGCAGGAGAAAACCUUCCUGCUAGAGGAGAAAAAAAAGUCCAGAGCAUCCUAUGUGUUUCAACUGGAAGAGAAAAAACGGGACAACAACACCAUUGUGGCUGCUCUUAAAGAGGCUGAGAAGCAGUUGAAGACUGGACAUCUCCAGUGGCAAGAGGACAAGUCUUUCCUCCAGGCACAGGUGGUAAUAACACAGGCCACCCAUCGUGCCCAGCUGGUGGUGCAAGCAGAAGAAAAUAAGAACCUCGUGGCUGCUCUGAAGCAGGCUGAGCAGCAGCUGGACAGUAAUCAUAUCCAGUGGAAGGAGGAGAAGUCUUCCCUCCUUCAGACCACAGAGGACCUAGAGCAGACGCUGCAGGAAAAGGAGCAGGAGUGGCAGCAGAACGAGAGCUUGAUGAGAACCCAGCUUGAAGAUCUAGAGAGCCAGAUCAACAAAAAGAAGACGAAGUGUGAUUGGAUCGAUUCACAUUCGAUCAACAUUUGUGCAGUGUUGGUAGCUGUUGCAUCAGAACGUGGAUCUAGUUGCCUGCCCUGAUUUGAGAAGUCACAUCGAAAGAAUCUAUGUAUACGAGAUUCUCUAAGAACUCAUAAAAAAUAAAUAAACAAAAAUCAACUGGAUUACACAAUGUUGAGC
This is a messenger RNA of Centropristis striata (black sea bass), 1973 nucleotides long. Its product is annotated as nuclease SbcCD subunit C-like. Bases 24 to 1874 code for a protein of 616 amino acids. The record is from RefSeq and is a predicted model, not a curated record. The transcript is spliced from 2 exons. Lineage: Eukaryota; Metazoa; Chordata; Actinopteri; Perciformes; Serranidae.